UAUGAAUAAGAUAAUUAAAUUUAUUCAUGCUGAAUUUAGCUGGAUUGAUGAAUGAUAUUUCUGAUCUCCAUCUCACUACAUUGAAAUCACCACCUAAGAGCCAGUUGGAACAACAAGAAAGGGAUAAGUUGUUAAGUUCCUCUCGUAAGUAUCUCUUUAUUUUUUCUAUUGACAGCCCAUAAACAGCAGUGAGCCACCAACUAUAACCAUCAUGCUCAAUGAUGUUUGUUGAAAUAAAGAAAGAUCUUUCUAUAAAGUUGACCACAUUAUGUUUUAAAUCAUCCUACAUUAAUAGAACACCACCAGAUCUUCCUUCAGCUUUUUUAAAAAGCCAUUUAAUGCUAAUAGAACUUCAUAAAGAUUUGAUAAUUCUAUUGCACAUAGUAAGCAAUUUAGUUUCAGAAAGAUAAACAAAAUUAGAAGAGUAGCUAGAAAUUUCUUUUUUUAUUUGAGUUAUUUUAAUGGGAAUAGUUAAUCCCACUUACAUUCCAGGAAAGUAUUUUCAUGGGGAACUAUUGGAUCCUGAGGGCUCGUAGCCAAUUUCAACAUUGUUAUAACUUUCCAUCUUGAUCUUGGAGAUGCUAGCAUUGUUGUCAAAAGCAGGAGCAAGUUUGAGAUUGUUGUCUUUGAACCAAGAGAUGAGUUAUUUUUUGAAAAGAUCUUCAUUGAUAUCUUUAUUGCCAAUCCAUCUAUCAGAUUGCUUUUCUUCUUCACUGUCCACCAAAGUGACCAAACUGUCUCUGAUGAUCUCAAACUGAGUUAGGGAGAUUUUUAUUAGUGUCAUCAAAGGGAGAGCCAGGACUUGAAAUGUGUUCAACGUCCAUUUCAUCAGCUAAGGGUGAUAUGUUUACCAACUCCACUAUAAGAUUUAUGGCCUUCUCUUUUCUUCCUGGUGAGUCUUUAAUAGGCUUAGGAUUGAGCUCAAUGGCUUUGGUGCUAUUGAUUUGGACUCUAUAAACCACUCUUGGACUCUUCUUCUUCUGCAUGAAUUUGUUUUUUGGUGGGCUGAUUUUUAAUGGUUUGAGAGGUCCUGUCAAGGCAUGAUGGGCUUUCUCUGUAUGUUGAGCUUUCAAUUCGAAGAGGUUUGGCAAUGACAUUCUCUUGGUUAUAGAAAAAACUUUUAUUCUUGGGGGAGAGGAAACUCACUUUUCUUCUAAGAUUUGUGGUUUGUUGAGGCCAACCCGGUUGAUCAGAAUAGACCACAAUACCCUUUUCUUUGUCCAUUUUCCCUGAUAUGAUUGAUUUGAACCUGCCAUCAUUGCCCAUACCUCCAUCAAAAUUUAGAAAUUAUUAUGGCCUUGGACUUUGAGUCAGAACAAUUUGAAUUUGUCAUUCGUUUGUCACUAUUCUGGUCAUGCUUUGAUGGCUUCCUUUGUUUUCUGUUCUUCUUCUCCGUGAGAUAGCAACAAAUCUAAUAAAGGAGUAAUUUUCAACUUCAAAAUCAAACUCAUCAAAUUCUGACGAAGCUUGCCUAGUGAAAGAGCCAUGGAUGUUUGCAUUUCUCUCUUUAAACAAUCUUCCUUUAGUGUAGGAGUUUGUAUGAACUGUAAGGAUGUUACCUUUAUCAUCUGUGAUGUUGAUCUGAGCUGGAAUGAAGCUCGUAUAGUUGUGUCUAACCUUAAGACGAGCUUUAAUUAAGUCAGUUUUUUCCCAUUGUUAAUUUAAAGACUUCAACUAAUCCUCCACAAGCAUCUCCUAUCUGUUUAAAGGAGUGCAUAUUUCAGGUAGCUAAGGGGAGACCUCUGAAACUAGUCCAUCCUCCAUAGUUAGGAACUAAUUUGGGGUAGGCAUAAAGAUGAUGGCUUUUUCAGCAUGGAAGGGCUGUUACGUGAACUUGGAUUCAAUUUGCUUGGACAUCUUCUCAAAAAUUCUAUCCCAAUCAUCGUGCAUGUACCUUUUAGUGAUUAUCAUCGUGUUUUCCCAAUCAAUAUGUGCUUCUUCAUAGAGUCCAAUUCUUGAUAUUUUCACUAUUAGUAGAGCUAUCAUCACUUGAGCUUUCUAAAGAUUGAAUUUUUGCAUACGAUCUCUUUUUUGUAUUUUUGCCAUCAGUGUAGGAAUCACAAGAAGAGGUGUUGGUGUGAGCUUCUCUACAAGUUUGGCCUUAGAAAGGUAUUUUUCUGCUUCAUCCUUGUAGUUAAGCAUAUUGAAAAAAAUUAUCCAACUCGUUAGCUCUACACUCUCUGGGACCAGUAAACACCCCUUUCUGCCUUUAUCAUCCACCUCAAAGAUCUCAACAAGGUGUUCUUUCUUGUUUUGAGUUUUGCUCAGCCAUAGGCAUUGUCCAUUUCCUCGGUUUUCCAUAAAAACUUAUUGUUUCUUAGAGUGUUGAACAGAGCAUUGACUGCUUUUUUCAACCAUGAGAGCUCAUCCGGGGUUAUGACUAUAAUAUAGGUUUUGUGGGCACUAUAUUCGGUGAUCAGGAAUCUUGUACUUGCCUUCUUGUUCAGCUCGAGUAAAAACUCUUUUUUUUUUUUCAACUUGACAGUAUCUAGGGAAGAUUUUGGAAAGCGAAGAUGAACUUUCAGAAAAAAGUUUGUAAAAUUUGAUAAAAAAAAGUGUUGAAUGGUAAAACCAAAGAUAAAAUAAAACCAAACUUAAAUUAAAUAAAGUUAUAAAAAAUCAAAUAAUAAUAAAAAUCUAAAAUGAGCCAAACUUAAUUACCAUAUGGGUUUAAGGUACACAAUUCCCCACACAUAUCAAAACUCUAAGGUCAAAAUUUUUGAAAUGUACAAUUCAAAUAACCUAAGGGUUAAAAUGGUACAUUUCUAAAAGCCUCAUAUUUUAGAGAGAGAGAUCCGAGUACUUAAGCAAGACGGCGUUUGCAGGCCAUCUUCCAAAUUCCAACUCCAUUAUUGCAAAUCUAAUAAUAACUUCUCUACCCUCUCUUUCUUUCACUUUUGCCCUAAACCCGAAAAAGGGAAAAAAGAAAAAAAAAAAAAACUUUGGAGCUAGUCCAUUUUAUUAGUGAUAUUUAUAUUAAUGGCGAAAUUGGAGGUGGAAAAACAAUAUUAAGUGGGUAGGAAUUAUGACGGAGUUGUUCUAUUUAGAUCGGAAGCAAGAAGAUGAUCCAGAAAAUCAAAGAACAAGAUCAGAACAGCAGUUGUUUUUGUAUAAUGGUAGAUCAAAUAAUCCACAACAGAUCUACUCCAAAGAAUUCCAGAUAUGGCCGCAGUACUAUUCUCACAACCAUCAUCUUCCAAACCAAAAUGUUGAGAAUUACAUUUCCUUUGGUGUGGGGCCUAGUAGAAGAUCCAGCUUGAUGAUCAAUGCCUUUGAUCAUGACUUUGUUUCGAGAUCAGGGUUUACGAUGACGAGACAUAGUGGCGGAGGAGGUGGCGGUGGGAUGAAUUGUCAAGAUUGUGGGAAUCAAGCUAAGAAGGAUUGUUCCCAUUUGAGAUGUAGGACUUGUUGUAAGAGUCGAGGGUUUCAUUGUCAAACUCAUGUCAAAAGUACUUGGGUUCCAGCUGCAAAACGUCGUGAACGACAACAACAACGUCAUCAACAAUUACGAGCGGAUCAAUCUUCAGAUCAGACUGUUCCCAAAAUUCAUAGAGCAAAUCAACCGUCUCUCACUCCUACUAUCACUUCAGGGUUAGAACUUGGAAACUUUCAAGGUGAAUUCAAUUCGUCAGCUGUUUUUCGAUGCGUCAAAGUUAGCGCGAUUGACAAUGUAGAAGAACAAUUAGCAUAUCAAACAGCAGUGAACAUUGGUGGACAUAUGUUCAAAGGAAUUCUUUACGACCAAGGUCCAGAAAACAACCAAAUUAAUUUGAGCUCAGGCGGUGACGGAGAAAAUGAUGGGCAAGGGCUAGAUUUGGUGAUCGGAGCAUCAAACUGCAGUGGGAGAGUGAAUAACCAAUCCACUCCAUUUGUGGAAUCUUCAUUGUAUCCCAUCCCAAUCAACUCAUUCAACAACGGUACGCAAUUUUUCCCUUCUUCUAGAACAUGAAAGAACAAAAGGGAUUCAAGUUGAAUUCAUAAAAUUAGGAAAAAACUCAAUGGUUUUAUGGUGGAUGUUUAAUUUAUGUAUUGAGUUAAGUUGAUUAUGAUGAUGAUGAUAAUUGGAUUGAAAUUUGGAGGCUAUGUAUUGCAUUAUUAUGUUUGCGUUGGUUCCCAUAUGUAUCAUAAUAAGUGAUUUAAUGUAAUGUUAAAUAAAAAGUGAAAAAGGCGAAUGUUUUGGUUGGCAA
Cucumis melo (muskmelon) is the source of this 4187-nucleotide messenger RNA. Its product is annotated as protein SHI RELATED SEQUENCE 3. The record is from RefSeq and is a predicted model, not a curated record. Gene Ontology annotation, molecular function: DNA binding; DNA-binding transcription factor activity. Bases 3026 to 3949 code for a protein of 307 amino acids. The transcript has 3 exons. Gene Ontology annotation, cellular component: nucleus. NCBI's taxonomy places the organism in Eukaryota, Viridiplantae, Streptophyta, Magnoliopsida, Cucurbitales, Cucurbitaceae. Gene Ontology annotation, biological process: positive regulation of DNA-templated transcription.